Tripterygium wilfordii is the source of this 1031-nucleotide messenger RNA. RefSeq names its product probable serine/threonine-protein kinase PIX7. The transcript has 3 exons. Lineage: Eukaryota; Viridiplantae; Streptophyta; Magnoliopsida; Celastrales; Celastraceae. The record is from RefSeq and is a predicted model, not a curated record. Gene Ontology annotation, biological process: protein phosphorylation. The coding region runs from base 30 to 779 and encodes 249 amino acids. Gene Ontology annotation, molecular function: ATP binding; protein kinase activity.
GAUCGCUGCCUCUUCCAUGGUCCAUAAGGAUGAAAAUUGCCCUAGGUGCAGCAAAGGGUCUUGCCUUUCUUCAUGAAGAAGCAGAAAGACCGGUGAUAUAUCGUGAUUUUAAAACCUCAAACAUCCUAUUAGAUGCAGACUACAAUGCCAAGCUUUCUGAUUUUGGACUUGCCAAAGACGGCCCUGAGGGGGAUAAAACCCAUGUCUCAACCCGUGUAAUGGGAACAUAUGGUUAUGCUGCGCCAGAAUAUGUGAUGACUGGACAUCUUACAUCAAAGAGUGAUGUCUACAGUUUCGGUGUAGUUCUACUUGAAAUGUUGACUGGUAGGAGAUCUAUGGACAAGAACCGUCCUAAUGGGGAGCAUAACCUUGUUGAAUGGGCUCGUCCCCACCUGGGAGAACGAAGAAGAUUCUACAGAUUGAUUGACCCUCGUCUGGAAGGCCAUUUUUCAAUAAAAGGUGCCCAGAAAGCUGCACAGCUUGUCACUCAUUGUCUUAGCCGUGAUCCCAAAGUUAGGCCUCUUAUGAGUGAAGUUGUUGAAGCUUUGAAGCCUCUGCCCAACCUCAAGGACAUGGCAAGCUCAUCUUACUAUUUUCAGACCUUGCAGGCUGACCGAAUCGUGUCCAGUCCAAAUGCUAGAAAUGGCAUUCUAACACAAGCAGGGUCUAUGUCGAGGAAUGGUCAGCAACUGAGGAGCCUUUCUAUACCCAACGACGCCCAUGCUUCUCCACAUCAAUCACCAAAACCCAAUGGCAAACCCCAAGCAUUGGUUCGCUGAUUUUCUACUUAUUUUUCCAUCCUUUCUAAUUCGUUUCACUUUGUCCUUUUUCCCCCUCACCAUAGAUGUAUUUUCCGGAAAGCAUUUGUUCUCGAACAGCUGAAAUGUUAGGACAGGUGAAGUGUUACUCCAAUUCCUAUGUUAGCGAUUGCUACUACAUUCAGUUUGGAGACAUCAAGAAUCACACCACCUGUUCUUGCCUUUUCAUUUAAAUUUUACUCCUUUUGUAUUUAAAAAAAAAAAUUGUAGAUC